AUGGUCUUCCAUCGGAUCAAAGAAGGUCUGAAGGUGGUCGGUAUUUUGACAGAUGUGAAGGAUACCAGCCUCCCUUCGGAUGGUGCCAGUCAGACAUUAAUGCUCCGCUCGUUACCGUCUGGAUCUACCGAGCGCGAUGGUUGUCUUCGUAUUCGUCGUCAUGAAUUACGGCUAACCUACAGCACACCUCGUAGUAUGCCGGAGGGUCCGGAUUCGUCAUUACUUCCCGGAAUAUUAGGACCGUCCACAUUCACGGGUCGUCCUGCCUUUUCCGACGUAUCUACCGGGGAUUGGAUUUGCUCCAGAACAGAGCAUCAACUGCGUGCUAUUCUACUCCCAGUUGGUCGGCAACCUGGUAAUUAA
Molecule: messenger RNA, 363 nt
Organism: Echinostoma caproni
Lineage: Eukaryota; Metazoa; Platyhelminthes; Trematoda; Plagiorchiida; Echinostomatidae
Source: the annotation of a GenBank genome assembly